AUGUCUGUGCAGGUCGCCAAGUCGGCGCCCGUGGACUUCACCCUCGCCAGCGAGAAGGAGCCCCAGAUUGAGAUCGAGCUCAUCCCCGGCACCCCUCCCCGGGAAGGACGCUACCUCGUCCAGUCGCCCUACGAGGAGUUCGACCACCUCCUGGACCUCGACACCCUCGACAAUGAGAACGCACUGCUCGCCAGGGCGUUGGCGAAGCUGCGAAACGUCCGGGAGGACUACGCGACGGCCCCCUAUGUGGAGUCGUUCAACUGGCCGGAGGUGAUUGAGGAGCUGAGAGCCAUUGCCAGGGAAUCCGGCAGCGGGUUCAAGAAGGCGAGUUUCUACGUCGUUGCGUUCCGGUCUCGGAUCAAGCCGGACACACAUUAUGGAGACUUGGGCGAGCUGGACAAGGCCGCCCACGCUGAGGCUAUUGCAAGUGGAGGUUUUCUCAAAUAUUGGUUCGGCAGCCCAGACUCGCAGUUGGCAAACCUGGCUACAUGCCUAUGGCGAAGUCGAGAGGAUGCCAUUGCCGGGGGCCGAGGGCCCGCGCAUAGAAAGGCUGCCAUGUCGACAAGAUCGCUGUACGCUUACUGGAAGAUUGAUCAGCAUCGACUGACAAUCUCCGAUAAUGUUGAUGAGUGGGAGAUUACGGAAUGGGAGUAG
Clonostachys rhizophaga is the source of this 654-nucleotide messenger RNA. The record is from the annotation of a GenBank genome assembly. NCBI's taxonomy places the organism in Eukaryota, Fungi, Ascomycota, Sordariomycetes, Hypocreales, Bionectriaceae.